AUGCCGGUUCCUCCCUCUUCCCGCACGACUUCCUCCUCCCCUGAUGAGCCCACAUCGCUCGUCUAUGUCACUGAGCCAGACGAGCAUGGAUUGUAUCUCGUUUAUCCUAUCAGGCCUCAGAGCAUCCCCGACAAGCCUUCCCUAGAUGCCCUAUGUGAGACGAGCUCAUUCCCCGCCGCCAAUUUCCCCCCAUCCGGCCCAGAUGUGCUUCCCAAGGCACCAUCAGGCCUUGAGAAGACUAUGGCCGCGGACCGUCCCCCCUAUGCCCCCUUCCCCAACUUCUCCACGUACAGUCUCUUCGCUUGGCAGAACAACGACUCGAAUGUCAAAUCCAACAGCGAGAUCAACGGACUGGCAGGCGGCUUGUUGCAGCACCCGGACUUUCGAGCGGCAGAUGUCGCAAACUUCAACGCCGCACGAGAAGGGGACCGCCUCGACAGCUAUUACGAAGAGAGCGAGACGUCACCGCUGUCACCACGCGACGGUUGGAUACACAGCAGUGUCAAGAUACGGGUACCGAAGGAAGGUGUCUGCUACGCCUCAGAAGAGGAAGCCCCGGAGUUCGUCGUUGACGGGCUCUACCACCGUUCCCUUGUAGACGUCAUUGACGCUGCUUACCGCGACCCCUGCGUAAAAGAUUGGCACAUAAUCCCCUCGAAGCAGUUCUGGUUACGCGACGGUCCGAGCCCGGUCUCGCAAAACGGUCGUGGCCCAUCAUCCUCUUCUGGUGCAUCGGACUCAUCUUCUGACUCGGACUCGGACUUGAGCUCAUCGUCUUCCUCUGCUGACUCGGACUUGGAGAACCCACUUGGCGGCAUACGCGUAUACAGUGAGGCCUACCAUGCCGAUGCGAUCUACGAAGAAGAUGCGGCUAUGAGGGCGCGGCCGCGCGAGGCCGGUGAUCCCGAUGGGCUCGAGUAUGGCAUUGCGCCCGUCGGGCUAUGGUCGGAUACAACCCAUCUGACCCAGUUCAGCUCAGCAAAGCUCUGGCCCGUAUACGGAUACCUGCUCUCCCAGAGCAAAUACAUCCGGGGAAAGCCCACCGCAUUUGCAGGCCACCAUAUUGCUUACAUGCCCUCUCUACCGGAUAAAUUUCAAGACUGGUACACUCGUGUCUUCCAGAUUGCUGCCACUGCUGCUGUCCUCACCUUCCUCAAACGAGAAUUGAUGCAACAGAUCUGGCUACUGCUGAUGGACGAGCGUUUCAUGUACGCCUAUGUGCAUGGGCUUAUAAUCUUCUGCGGCGAUGGCAUCCAACGGCGGAUGUUCAUCAGGUUUCUUCUAUAUGCGGCUGAUUAUCCUGAAAAGAUCAUUCUCUCGUGUCUUAAGUACUUCGCGCGAUGUCCAUGCCCACGAUGUCGAAUCAACAAAGACAAGAUCAUUGAGAUGGGGACCAUGAACGACCUCAAUCGGCGAAACUGGAUUCGAAUAGACGACAAGGACUUGAACGCUCGGAUCAGUCUCACGCGCAAAUGGAUCUUCCAAGAUGGGAUGUCACUUGGCAGCGUGUACAUCUCCCGUGUCCUGGAUCCCAUCUCAGCAACGCCCACACGAUCCGCCUUUUCCACUCGUCUCCGCGAACACGGGUUCAAUUUCUACUCCCUCUUUGUCCCCGACCUUCUACACGAGUUCGAAAUUGGCGUGUGGAAGUCGAUCUUCACACAUAUCCUACGACUUCUACAUGCUGUCGGGGAAGACAGGAUCCAAGUGUUCAACAAACGCUUUCGACAGAUCCCCACAUUCGGCCGCAGCACCAUUCGACGCUUUUCCUCCAACGUCUCCGAUACGGGCAAGCUUGCUGCACGGGACUAUGAAGCACGGGUGAAGUGCAUUAUGCCUGCUAUCGAGGGCAUAAUGCCCUUGCGACAAGACAACGAGAUUAUCCUCGACCUCUGCUUUGACUCCGGCGCCUGGCACGCCUUUGGCAAGCUACGAGAGCACACAGAGGAUACUAUCGACGGACUGGACAUUUUUACCGUCGAGUUCGGGAAGAGUGUGCGCCUCUUCGCGAAGACGACUUGCGCUCGGUACGUCACCGUCGAGUUACCCAAGGAAGCAGCCGCGCGUGGACGUCGCUCAGCCGCGAUCGCUGGAACAACCUCAAUCCGCAAACGCAAGCUGUUCAAUUGCAAUACCUACAAGCUCCAUGCCAUGCGCGACUAUCCGCCUUCGAUCCGUGGCCAUGGGUCGACUGAUAACAAUAGCACACAGAUCGGCGAGCUCGAGCACAAGCACGUCAAGCGCUUCUACACACGUACUAACAAGAUCAAUUUCACCUUCCAGAUCGCGCAACAUGCGCGUCGCGCAGUGAAGCUUCAGAUCAUCAAGGCCCGUGUCGACGCAGUGUACACACGGAAGGUCGCAUCGGCGGCCCACGCAGAUGCUGCAAACGCCCCGAUGGCUGUCGACCCUGCCCCGCCACUGGUACCGUCCACUCACCCUUCAAGUGCGCCACUCCCGUACAGUUCCCCUGCCGACCGCUAUCACGUAGCGACCUCUCGACGCGACUCAGACGAGAUUACCGCCUGGCUGCGUGCUUUCCCUAACGACCCCGCACUUGUUGACUUCGUCCCGAAGCUCAAAGAGCACCUCCUCCAGCGCCUUCUCCACCUCCACAGCGGGGACGCCGAACAGCCGCGUGUUCUCAUUGUUAACAACCGGAUCUUCUGGCAUCAGGUCUUGCGAGUCAACUACACCACGUAUGACAGGCGUCGCACGCAGGACUCUGUGAACCCCCGCACACACCCCGACAUCCUCCUGCUUGCACCAUCGACAGAGACACACAAGUUCUGGUAUGCGCGCGUCAUCAAGAUCUUCCACGUCAAUAUUCAUCCAAUGCAAGCCGGAAAGGGUGGCGAGCCUGAGCGGCUCGACGUCCUUUUUGUACGUUGGUUUCAACUCGACAACACGGCACCUGGAGGAUUCGCCAAGAAGCGCUUCCACCGCCUCACGUUUGUGCCUCAAGAUGCUGCGGCUCAGCCGGCCGAUACCGACGCGUUCGGAUUUGUUGAUCCUGCGGAUGUCGUCCGCGGCGUACAUCUAAUUCCGGCGUUUCUGGAUGGGCGCACAAAGGACCUCCUUUCGCCAUCGCUUGCUCGCGGUGUGGUUGGCAGGUCUGAUAUUUCCGGUGAGGAAGACACCGACUUUCGCUUCCACUACGUCAACUUCUUCGUGGAUCGCGACAUGGUACUACGGUACUACGGGGACGGCAUCGGGCACCAGGGCCUCCGCAUCCCAUCGGUGACCGCCGUAGCUGAUGAAGAUGUGCCCGAACCAGGCCCGGGGACGCAUGCUGGCGGCGCCGUGAGCCGUGAGUUGGAAACCACCAGAGAUGUCGUCAUGGAAGAAGAUGCCGAGGAUGUCAUCGAGGACGACGCUGUGCCGGUACCAGCCGAACAUGAGGACGACCUGUUGCAGCUAGUUCCGGAGCUCGCGGCAGGUAUGGCCGAGGCCUUGCGUAGGGAGGCGCAGCUGUUCCAUGACCAGCGCGAGGGCGAAGGAGACAUCCGGUUUGACGAUGACGGGCUCGAUGGGGAUCCAUCAGACGAAGAUGCGAGCGAUGAGAGCGGCGAUGACGAGGAAGCAGCAGUGAUAGUCGAUGCUCAAUCUGUGGGCGAUGAGCAGGUGGUCCCGGAUGAGUAUGACAUCGAGGGUUUUGCACCAUUGUAG
Trametes versicolor FP-101664 SS1 is the source of this 3669-nucleotide messenger RNA. RefSeq lists its product as uncharacterized. The transcript has 9 exons. The coding region runs from base 1 to 3669 and encodes 1222 amino acids. The record is from RefSeq and is a predicted model, not a curated record. Lineage: Eukaryota; Fungi; Basidiomycota; Agaricomycetes; Polyporales; Polyporaceae.